CUGAUGUAGUUUCUGUUUGUGAGUGAGUCAGAGCUACCUUUUAUAUAGUGUGUGCAGACAGCCAGGACUCCACCAGUCCACAUCUCAUUCCUCAUACAUCCCAGCUGUGAUUAUUGAACACAUCAUGUACUGCUGGGGGAAUAACAGGUUUGGGCAUUUGGGACUUGCUGACACAGAACAAGGAGAUGUCCAUUUCAAGGAAAAUGACUCUUUUCAUGGACAGCCAAGUGUGCAAAAGGUGGCAUGUGGAGGAAGACACUCACUUUUUCUCCUAGACGAUGGCAUUGUUUUAUCUUGUGGCCAAAACCUUUGCGGACAGCUGGGCAGAAAGAAUAAUAUCAGUAGUUUAGAACAAAUCCAUGCACUGGAAGCCCAGACUAUUGUUGAUGUGAGCUGUGGGUCAAACCACUCUGUGGCAAUAUGUAAUGAAGGCAAUGUAUUUACCUGGGGUGAAGGAACACAUGGACAACUUGGAUCAGGACAAUUUCCUCAGCAAACUCCUAGUCCAAGAAGAAUAACCGGGCUCUCUGAUAUAAAAAUAAUACAGAUAUCUUGUGGACAUUACCACACCAUUGCACUUUCUGAAGACAGCAACGUGUUCUCAUGGGGAAAGAAUGAUGUUGGUCAGCUCGGCCUGGGAAAUCAGAUAGCAGAUCAUGCAAGCCCUCAACUUGUAAAGUUCUUGAAAGGGGUCCCUCUGGUUCAGGUCACUGCAGGUGGUUCCCAGAGUUUUGCUCUGUCUAAAUUAGGAAUUGUGUUUGGAUGGGGAAAGAAUAAUGCAGGACAACUGGGAUUUGAAAGUGACCCCCAAAAAGCAGGUGUAUUCAGACCAAAAGCAGUCUCCUCUUUGAGAUUUCUGAGUGUUGUCUACAUAAGCUGUGGAGAUGAACACACUGCUGUACUGAGCAAGGAUGGCACCGUGUAUACAUUUGGUGAUGGCUCAUAUGGGCAGCUAGGAGACAGCUCUGUUGCUCACACAUCAGUGCCUCAGAAGAUAGAAGAAUAUGAAGGGCAGAUUUCACAGGUAGCUUGUGGAAGCUAUCACACCCUAUUGUAUGUCUUCACAUCUAACCACGUUGUAUCAUUUGGUCAUGGACUACCAAGGAAUCCAGACACAUCUGGCUGUGACGAAGAUCAACCACCACAGCUCACAUUGCCACUGGACACUAGCAGCAUGUUCACUCCAAGUGACUUCAGCGAUAUUCAUGUAAAGCAAAUCUUUGCUGGAAACAAUGUCAGCUUUGUGACUUCUUCACUACAAGCACAGAACCAUACAUUACUGAGUGAAACUUUGAAAAAGAUUUGCCAACUGAACAGCACAAUAGUAAUGAAAUGGACAGACACAAAGCCUGGGAAAGGGAAGCAUCACAAUGCAAAAAGGGAAAUAAGCAAAGUGUUUUCCUCACCUGCUUGCCUGACCGCAAAUUUUUUAAGGCACCGGUCUUCUCCAUCCGAAAUAUGUCCAAGUGUUGACCUUGAGGCUGCAAACACAUUAUUUACAGAACUCUGCAAAAACAGAUGGAUUUCUGACCUUAUAUGCUCCAGCUUGAAAAAUGACCUGAUUCCAGCUAUUGAGGGCCUUCCAACUAUCUUUGAGGCUUUGUCUGUAUAUCUGUUACUGGCAGAAUGCCCCGUCACACAUGACGUAAACACCUGCUUGCAAUUAGUAGCUCCCUUUGCCUUUGCUAUCAACAAUCUCAGCUCAAAUGCUCUAAAAAUGUUGGAGACAUUGUGGUCAUCACUACCAGCACUCUCCCUGUCAAAGCAAGUUCAGAUGUUUAAAAUUUCUUUGGUGCUGGCUGUGUACGGUCAGGAGCAUUUUAUUAAAGAUCUGUUAGAAGUAUUAAAGAAGCUUUUCAAGGCAAACAAGAAAGCCAGUUAUAAAGUACCAAUAGCUUUCUUCUGCGUUCCUGAAGUCUCCGAUAUAAUCAUCAUCCCUGUGGACCUUAACAACUGGCGUCUAUGGCAGAAGGCGACUGAGGCUGAACAAGAUGCCCUUCCUCCAAUAUAUUAUCGUUUUCCAUUUAUCUUCACAUUUGCCACUAAGGUUCACUAUUUACACUUUGAUGCGUCACUGAAAAAGAAUGAAGUAAAACUACAAGCCAGCCAGAUGCUUGUGCUGAACAGAAUGAAUCACAGCAGUGACAGUCCCAGGAUACCCCUCUUACAUCUCAAAAUCAGACGUCAGAAUCUUUUGGAAGAUACCAUGCAUAAACUCAGCAUUGUGGAAGAUUGUGAUCUCAAAAAGGAGUUAUUGGUGGAAUUUCACGGUGAGACUGGAGCUGAUACCAGAGCUGUCAUUUCAGAGUUCUUCCUCUUUGUGGCUGAGAAAAUGGUCCAUCCUGACUAUGGACUUUUCACUUGUUCCGAGCCAUUGUUACCAGUUUGGUUUCCAAGCCAGGCAUCAGCAGAGAAGAAAAACUAUUAUUACUAUGGUAUAUUGUGCGGGUUGGCAAUUUACAAUCAGAUUGUUAUGUACAUGCCCUUUCCAUUGGCCUUGUUUAAAAAGCUUCUGGGUAAAAAAACCACAAUAGAUGACUUGAAGGAGCUACAACCUACCAUGGGAAGAAGUAUGCAGAUCCUUCUGGCUACUGAGAAAGAUGUGGAAAGCCUUGAACUAUAUUUUACACUGUGCUGGGAAAACAAAACUAUAGAGCUGAUCCCAAAUGGAGCAUCUGAGCGUGUGACCAAUUUAAACAAGCAUGACUAUAUCAAUAAGUGUAUUGACUACAUUUUCAACACAUCCGUGGUGGAAACAUUUGAAGAGUUCAGGAGAGGACUAUACAAAAUCUGCAACAAAGACAUUUUUUCAUUUUUCCAGCCCCGUGAACUGAUGGAGCUUGCUUCUGGUCAUGCAAAUUAUGACUGGAAAAUAUUUGAACAGAACACCAUCUACAUUGGAAAGUACUCUCCAAACCACCCAACUAUCACCAUGUUUUGGAAUGUUUUCCAUAAACUACCACUGAAAAAAAAGAAAGGCUUUCUCUAUUUCGUAACAGGAAAUGACAAAAUCCCAGUUUUUGGGAUAGGAAAUAUACGUAUGAAGAUAUCCUCAUUUGGUGUCCCACAGGAGAACUACCUGCCAGAGGCACAGCCCUGCUCUUGGUUAUUGCUUCUCCCUGAAUACUCUAACACUAAAGUGCUCCGCUCAAAGCUGCUUCUGGCUAUAGAGAACAACAAGGGAUUCAACAGGAUCUAGAAAACCUGGCAUUUAUCCUAACAACUCCAGGCCUAUAUAAUCAGUAACAUGCCAGGUAUUAUGAGUGUCCCAACUUAGUGACAUAAGUGUCAGUCUGUCUGUGAUAUGACUGAUACCACAGCAUUCUUUCAGAGAAAUGCAAGAAGGACUAGAACAUUACAAACCGCUAUUAGGCAUUGUUUGCAUGUAUUUAGUUAUAUUCGAUAUACAAUAUAUUAUAUUCAGUAGGAAAUUAUUAAUCUGCAUGUUUCUACAGUAUUCCCUCCCCAUAUCCAUAACACCUAACCAUCCCGAUUUUGUAGGGACAGUCCCUCUUUUCAGUGUCCCAUCACGUGGGACUAAUGUAGGGGACCCCUCUCACCUGCUGCUCCGCUUAGCAGAGCACCACGAAAUGCCAUGUGCAUGCGUGCGUCAUCUAUUCACAAAAGAAAGGGCCUGGGGGCAUGGCAAGUAGCUCACAGACCACUGGGCAUGCUCCCACCGUAACAAAAAUGGAGUAGUAGCUUGUGGGUGGUGACAUUUCCAGUGAGACCACUCCCACAUAGCCACGCUCCUAGCUGCAAAGUCAUAUCCCCUAAUUUUGGUCCCACAGAGCCCUGCAAUAAAGUUGGGAGAUAUGCAUAUUUGUCAUUCCACUUUGCACUGGUACCCUGAAUCCUCCAGAAUCCAAAUUACAGAUAUUUAACUACAAAUCCUUUAACACCUCCCCUUGCAGCCUAACCCUCACUGGUGGUGCCUAAGUCUUACACCCACCUUCCCCCGCAGCCUACCAACAACCCCCCGUCUCCGCAGGCUAAACCUAAUCCCCCCCCUCCCCCCCCACUCCACACACACAGCCUAACCAUCCCCCCGCAGCAUGACCGGUGCCCUAUCCCGCACCCUUCAAAUAUUAUUUUUUUUUAUUCAAUAGAUGUUUAUUGAUUUUGAAGACGAACAAACAGAUAACAAUAUAUGCAAUAGUGUUAGAGUGUGUGUAUGCAAAUUAUGUAUGCAUAAACAAACAAUAAAGAAAAAUUUCAAACAAAUAGAA
Molecule: messenger RNA, 4229 nt
Organism: Pseudophryne corroboree (corroboree frog)
Lineage: Eukaryota; Metazoa; Chordata; Amphibia; Anura; Myobatrachidae
Product: probable E3 ubiquitin-protein ligase HERC6
Exons: 23
Coding region: 125-3199 (1024 amino acids)
Cellular component (GO): cytoplasm
Molecular function (GO): ubiquitin-protein transferase activity
Source: RefSeq, a predicted model, not a curated record